AUGAUUAAUAGAAAAAUAUAAGAAAUUUAAAAUUUUUUGGAUAUGAAUAUGGGACUCAUAAUUUAUAAAUAUGCUUAUUUCCCUUCCAUAGUAAUGGAUUGCCUGCUCCUUGAUAAGAAUUAAUAAGAAAAUCCACAUAGGGUAGUAUAUUAUCAAUAUUAAGAUUUUGGACUAAGUAAAGUGGAAAUUUAUUUUUGAUGAAAUCCUUUAAAAACUCUUAGCUCUCUUUAUUUGCUAAGCAGGCCUUUCUUAAAUCUUUAAUAGUGAAGGCUUUAUAUUUUUUAAUUAGAUUGCCUUUCUUCUUCAAAUUUUGAAAAUCGAUUAGGUAAUCUUAAUUCUUAUUUAUUUUAAGAUAGUGUAGUAAACACAUACCCAGCUAUGUAGGAUAGUUUUUUCUUUUUAAAUUUAAAGUUCCAUAUUUUUUAAUUGACUUUGACUUUGAAACCUUUCGAUUAUGUUCCAUACAUGACUAAGCAUUACAGGCAUACUAAGAACCACAGGAUUACUUAGGAGUCUUUUAUUGAUGUUUCCUAAAUGAAUAAUUGGUAAAGUCUUACACUAUUAUUUAUGACUCUUCAAGACACUGAUUUUGAAUCUAAUCAUCAAUAUUUUUUCUCAGAUUUAUGUUCUCUUAAGCUUAGCUCUAUUAGAUUGAGUCAUAAUAACUAUUGUUAUCAAAAUUUCUAAAGUGACCU
Messenger RNA from Paramecium sonneborni, 695 nucleotides. The record is from the annotation of a GenBank genome assembly. NCBI's taxonomy places the organism in Eukaryota, Ciliophora, Oligohymenophorea, Peniculida, Parameciidae.